CACCAUAGCAUCAGCGGGUGAACGGAGGAAGCGUAGCAACACCAAUUUAAAGUGAGCGUAAGUUAGGCGGGACGAGACCUAGCUAUUGGUCUUCCUUACGUAAACGCGGUAUUCGAAAACGAGGCGGUGGAUGGCACGCGUGGUACAUGGCCUUGCAGACGACCAGACGUUGAGCAGUGCCGUAUCUGCAGCGUCGAGGACGAGAGAGACAGCGAGCUCGAGCGUGGCGGCAGACGCGAGUGGCUAGGCGCUGUUUGGACCAAACAGCAUGAUCAACGCGACUGCACGACCCAAUCCGUCUCUCGGCCACCCGACCCAUCCCCUCCUCCUCCCGCCCACCAUCCAGCUCCCCAUGAUUGGUCCUUUGGGCCCCCUUCCGCCCAACAGACCCCCGCAGAACCAGCAGCAGCAGCCCCAGCCACCGCCCCAGCAACAGGGCCCACAGCAGUCCGAAAUACCCGUCCCACCACAGAGCGGCCAGGACUUCACCCUCUCCAACGUCCUACACUUCCUGCAGACCGAAUGGAGGAGAUAUGAACGCGACAGAAAUGAGUGGGAGAUUGAGCGGGCGGAAAUGCGGGCGCGAAUAGCCCUGCUCGAGGGCGAGCGGCGCUCCUUCGACAAUGUCAAGCUCGACCUUAUGCGCCGAAUCAAAAUGCUCGAGUACGCCUUACGCGUCGAGCGUUCAAAGCAACUAGCCCAACCGGCUUCGCAGGCCGUCCCUCUUACGAAACUGGCAACGUUGCAGGCACAGCUGGGCGAGAAGAAGGAUGACGCUUACAGUCAUAAAGAAGAAAGCAGCGGAAGCUCGCCACGGAGUGAAGAUUCACCGCUUCCUCCUGAUCGCAUGUCAACUGGCUCUGUGAAUGGUGCUGUCACGAACGCUUCAAGUAGAGGCCAGACAUGGAUGGGCAUGCCCAAUGGUGCGGCGGGAACUAUCGGUCAUAUGGGCAAGCCACCGCCGGGGCGCGACCCAAAGAGCAGAGCACGAAGCCGGGAUUACUUGAAACAAUGUCUUCAGGAAAUCUCGUAUCUCACGUCCCCUCAAGCGGUCAACCCGCUUCCGAACCGUCCUCUGCUCAACAACACCACCCUGCCUCUCCAGCUUCCCAAUGCUCCGUAUGAUCAGAUGCCAUACAAUGGCCGUCCGCGAAAACUGAUGCCUGAGGUCGGCAAGGACUAUUCCGUCAUGAACGGCAUGAACAUGGCGACGGGCCCGUCCUCUGCACCUGCCAUCCCGCAAGGUAACCCGCUGGAGCGCAAUAACAUGGGCUCAGGCCUGCUAGGUGCUGCGCAAAACCUGCAGGCGAACUCAGCUCAACAACAGCAGUCUCAGCUUGGACAGCCCUCCCAGCCCAGUCAGCUGUCGAACGAGGCUUCCGACAACAGGGACAAGGACGGUGACGAUGAGCAGGCGCUGGGCACAGCGAUCUUCCGUCCGGACGCAGACUUCCGGGAGAAGCUGCGCUUGUCGCAGGAGGCCGCGGAGCGGGCACGACUCGAGCAGUCUGGACAGCAUAGCAUGCCCAUCAGUGGUGCUGCAUCAUGGGAGCGGCGUGCAAGGGAUGAGGAUGAUGAGGGCAAGGACGAGGAGCCCGAGGUGGAGGAGGACGAGUCCAGUGUGAUCGGAGAGGGUGAAGAGACCAAGGCGUGGAAGGCGAAACGAACACUGCGGAAUCAUCUCGAUGCCGUGCGCGCCAUUGCAUUCCACCCGUCCGAGCUCUGUCUGGCCACGGGCGGAGACGACAUGACCGUGAAGAUCUGGCGCGUCGACGUAGCCGGCCUCGCGUCUUCAGCGUCGCGCCCCACCACGGAGAUUGAGCCCCAGCUCACGCUUCGCGGGCACUCCGCCGCGAUCACCCGGCUGGUGCACGCGCCCUCGAAGCAGCUGCUCUACUCCGCCUCGUUGGACUCGUCCAUCCGGAUAUGGGCGCUGCCUCCUUCGUCCCACACGACGUACGCGCCCUACGACGCCACGCGCGCCCGCGGGGAGCUCAUCGGCCAUACCGACGCUGUGUGGGACCUCGCAUUGGUGCGCGACGAGAGUACGCUCAUCAGUUGCGGUGCCGAGGGAGCGGUCAAAGUCUGGGACGUGAGUGGUCCGUCAGGCGGGGGCUCGCUCAAGCUGUCGUGGUCGUUCGACGGCCUAGACGCAGGCGAGCCGCAGAACGAAGGCGACGCGCCCGGCGCGACCGCUGUGGAGGCGAUCAAGACCGAUCUCAAAAAGGUCGCGGUGGCGUACCAGAACGCGGUCAUCAAGAUCUUCGACAUCGAAAACGGCAAGGAGCUCGUGCGGCUGCAGACUGAGCCUGCGGAAGAUGGCAUCUCGUCGCAGGCAAACAACAUCGUGUCCCAUCCCACGAUGCCGCUUUUGAUCACCGGGCACGAGGACAAACACAUCCGCAUCUUCGACAUCUUGACCGGGCAAUGCACGCACUCGAUGCUCGCGCACCUCGACGCGGUGACGUCGCUCUCGAUCGACGCCGCGGGCUUCUCGCUCGUGUCCGGGAGCCACGACUGCUCCGUCCGGUUCUGGGACGUGCUCGGGUCGCGCGCGUGCGUGCAGGAAAUCCCGAGCCACCGAGAAAAGGCGCGCGAGGGCGUGCUCGACACCGAGUUCCACCCGACGCUGCCGAUCAUGGCGAGCGCGGGCGCGGACGGCGUCAUCAAGCUGUACGCGUCGUGAGCGGCGGCGGCCCGUGGUGUGGUCCUGGGGGUCGAGGUCGGCGGGUGGGGUUGUAAUGUUGUGGUGACCUGUCUACAUGCCACCUGGUAAUUCUGCGUGUAUUUGCUCUGUUCUCGCCGCUGUUCACUAAUAUACCUCGCUACGAAUCUGAUGACCAUAAUUCAUGGCUUGGCACGUCCAUACCUCAGACUUACCAGGUCAACUUUGUUUCAAAGGUGGUUGAUACCAUGAACCGAAAUGUAUUGGGACAGAUUUGGAGAGGCUAUGCUACACAGAUGUUACGAGCCGGAGAGAGGGUAACGAAUACACAUGUGGAUUGAACCGGGAU
Rhodofomes roseus is the source of this 3014-nucleotide messenger RNA. RefSeq names its product WD40 repeat-like protein. The coding region runs from base 269 to 2686 and encodes 805 amino acids. The transcript is spliced from 9 exons. The record is from RefSeq and is a predicted model, not a curated record. Gene Ontology annotation, molecular function: protein binding. NCBI's taxonomy places the organism in Eukaryota, Fungi, Basidiomycota, Agaricomycetes, Polyporales, Fomitopsidaceae.